Molecule: messenger RNA, 4094 nt
Organism: Gastrolobium bilobum
Lineage: Eukaryota; Viridiplantae; Streptophyta; Magnoliopsida; Fabales; Fabaceae
Product: phytosulfokine receptor 2-like
Exons: 2
Coding region: 782-3955 (1057 amino acids)
Biological process (GO): protein phosphorylation
Molecular function (GO): protein kinase activity; protein binding; ATP binding
Source: RefSeq, a predicted model, not a curated record
AUCAAAAUUUCAGCAUAUGAAUAAUAAAAAAUAAAGAGAGAGAAAAAAAGGGUUUGGUUUGGAAACUGAAGGACACCCGUUUGACGAAAGUUUGCUGAGGUUAGGUUCUUAGGGCACUGUUGUUUGUUUGCUGUCCCUUUUUUUACUCUGCUUCUUCAGUUCACCUUUGAGCUUAAAUUUCGAACCUUUCUGGUUUCUGGCAUCUCAAGUAAACAAAGGUUUCAUUUUUAUGUUAAAGGGCUUUCUAUGGGGUUGGUGUGAGUCUGAGAGAUCUUGUGGGAUUUUCAUGUUAAAUGGUCACUGUUGAGUUGAGUUGAGUUCUGAGAGCAAUAUCAGGUCAUGGGUUUUUGUUUUUUGGGUCAAAGAUGUUAAAUUUCUGGUGGGGACUGUGGGAUCUCACCGCCUCAACUUGUGUGUUCAUUGUUGUCUCACUUUCUUUUUUUAAUAGCCACUGUUGAUUGCUUCGUCCACAAGCUGUUGUCAUAUGGUCCUUGUUCUACUUCCUUUGGUGUUUGGGGAUAUGGGAUAUAAGUAUCUUCAUUUGGCCAUCCUAUCUCUUUCUUUAAGGGUGGUGUUUGUGAAUUUGCUUUCAGAUUGAGUGCAAGUUGGUUGUUGCCGUUUGAGGGUUGAAAGUUUUGGAGCCGUGCUUAAAAGUUACUUCAUCUGGGGUUCUUGUGAGUUGUGGGAAGCACUGCUCUUUUCUGAGAUACUAGCUUCUGUUGUUGUGUCUAUGGGAGCUUAGCCUUGAUUCUGAGCUGAACAUAUCAUUUUGGUUUCAGCCAUGGUGCUGCCUAGAUGUUUCUCAGUGACACUUGUGCAGUUGUGGUUCUUGGCUUGCUUAAUUUGCUUGUCUCUAGGUCUUAAUAAUCAAACGUCACCCUGUGAUCCUCAUGAUUUAUCAGCCUUGAAGGAGUUUGCAGGCAACCUUACAAAUGGCUCUAUCAUCACAGCAUGGUCCAAUGAUAUUGUGUGCUGCAACUGGGUUGGAGUUGUCUGUGAUAAUGUGACUGGUGGUGGAGCAGCAGCUGCUAGUAGAGUGACCAAGUUGAUCCUUCCUGGAAUGGGUCUCAAUGGGACAAUUUCACCCUCUUUAGCACAGCUAGAUCAACUCAAUGUGCUGAACCUUUCAUUUAAUCGUCUUGUGGGUGGAUUGCCUGCAGAGUUCUCCAAGUUGAAGCAGUUGAAAUUACUUGACGUGAGCCACAAUAUGCUGUCAGGAGCUGUUGCUGGGGCACUUUUUGAUUUGCAAUCCAUUGAAAUAUUGAAUAUUUCUAGUAAUUCAUUUGCUGGAGACCUCUUCCAGCUUGGGGAGUUCCGGCAUCUCCAUGCUCUCAAUGUGAGUAACAACUCAUUCACUGGCAGAUUCAAUUCUCAAAUUUGCAGUUCUUCCAAGGAUCUUCAGACCCUUGAUUUAUCUGCAAAUAAUUUUACUGGUGAUCUUGAAGGCUUGGACAACUGCACCACAUCUCUCCAACAAUUGCAUUUGGAUUCAAAUUCAUUUUCUGGCCCUCUUCCAGAUUCCUUGUAUUCAAUGUCAGCCUUGGAGCAACUCUCAGUCUCAGCCAACAAUUUAUCUGGCCAGUUAAGCAUGGAAUUAAGUAAGCUCUCUAGCCUAAAAGUUCUAGUACUUUUUGGGAACCGGUUUUCAGGGGAACUCCCCAAUGUGUUUGGGAACCUUUUGCACUUAGAACAAUUAGUAGCACACGCCAAUUCAUUUUCUGGAUCACUGCCUUCCACCUUGGCUUUAUGCACUAAGCUUAGGGUGCUUGAUCUUCGAAAUAAUUCCUUGUCAGGUCGCAUUGAUCUUAAUUUCACUGGGUUGUCUAAUCUUUGCACACUCGACCUUGCUACUAAUCAUUUUACUGGACCCCUUCCAAAUUCCUUGUCCUAUUGUCGUGAACUAAAAGUUUUAAGCCUUGCUAGGAAUGGUUUAACUGGCCCUAUCCCUGAAAACUAUGCCAACCUCUCUUCACUUUUGUUUGUAUCCUUGUCAAACAACAGCGUAGAGAACUUAUCUGGGGCGCUCUCUGUUCUGCAGCACUGCAAAAAUCUCACUACUCUUAUCCUCACGAAGAAUUUCCAUCGUGAGGAAAUUCCUGAAAGUGUAACAGCAGGAUUUGAGAGCCUUAUGGUUUUAGCACUUGGAAAUUGUGGUCUUAAAGGCUAUAUUCCUUCAUGGUUAUCGAAUUGUAGGAAAUUGGCAGUCCUUGAUUUGUCUUGGAACCAUUUGAAUGGAAGUAUUCCUUCGUGGAUUGGUCAGAUGGACAGUUUGUUCUACUUGGAUUUCUCAAAUAAUUCUCUCACGGGUGAAAUACCAAAAAGUUUGACGGAGUUGAGGGGCCUCAUGUACCCAAAUUAUAGUAGACCAAAUCUCACUCCAUAUGCAGGCAUUCCUCUCUUUGUAAAGAGAAACACGAGUUCUAGCGGGCUGCAAUAUAACCAGGCCUCAAGUUUCCCUCCUGCAAUAUACUUGAGCAAUAACAUAUUAAGUGGAAAUAUAUGGCCUGAAAUCGGUCGAUUGAAGGCUCUGCAUGUCUUAGAUUUAAGCCGGAACAACAUCACUGGUACCAUUCCUAGCACUAUUUCAGAGAUGAAGAACUUGGAAAUAUUGGAUUUGUCUUAUAAUGAUCUCUCUGGUGCAAUCCCUCUAUCAUUUAACAACCUCACAUUCAUGUCAAAGUUCAGUGUGGCAUAUAAUCACUUACAAGGACCAAUUCCAACUGGGGGGCAGUUUUUCAGCUUCCCCAGUUCAAGCUUUGAGGGAAACCUGGGGCUUUGUAGGGAUAUUGAUUCUCCUUGCAAUAAUGUCAACAAUACGAGGCCGAAUAUUUCUUCUGGUUCUUCCAGAAAACUUGGUAGAAGCAAUGUCCUUGGCAUAACAAUCAGUAUAGGCAUAGGGCUUGCAUUGCUUCUAGCAUUUAUUCUGCUAAGAAUGUCAAAGAGGGAUGAGGAUAAGCCUAUUGAUAACUUUGAUGAGGAACUCAGUAGUAGGCCACACAGGUUAUCUGAAGCUCUUGUUUCCUCAAAGUUGGUGCUUUUUCAAAAUUCAGAUUGCAAGGAUCUCACAGUUGCAGAUUUGUUAAUAUCCACAAACAAUUUCAACCAGGCAAAUAUUGUUGGUUGUGGUGGGUUUGGUCUUGUCUACAAGGCAUAUUUUCCAAAUGGCACAAAAGCAGCUAUCAAGAGACUUUCAGGGGACUGUGGUCAGAUAGAACGUGAAUUCCAAGCUGAAGUAGAGGCCCUCUCAAGAGCUCAACACAAGAACCUUGUUUCUCUUAAAGGUUAUUGUCGGUAUGGCAAUGACAGAUUGCUAAUUUACUCAUACUUGGAGAAUGGAAGCUUGGAUUAUUGGCUACAUGAGUGUGUGGAUGGAAAUUCAGCUUUAAAAUGGGAUGCAAGACUCAAGAUUGCACAAGGCGCAGCUCGUGGAUUAGCUUACUUGCACAAGGGGUGUGAACCAUACAUAGUGCAUCGAGAUGUUAAAUCUAGCAACAUACUUUUGGAUGAUAAUUUUGAAGCUCAUUUGGCUGAUUUUGGGCUGUCAAGGCUACUGCAACCUUAUGAUACUCAUGUUACAACAGACUUGGUAGGAACCUUAGGAUAUAUACCUCCAGAAUAUAGUCAGACACUGACGGCAACCUUCAGGGGUGAUGUUUACAGUUUUGGUGUUGUUCUUCUUGAGCUUCUUACUGGUAGAAGGCCUGUAGAAGUCAUAAAGGGGAAAAAUUGCAGGAAUCUGGUGUCUUGGGUGUUUCAGAUGAAAUCUGAGAAUAAGGAGCAGGAAAUUUUUGAUCCAGCCAUUUGGCAGAAGGAUCAUGAGAAACAACUAUUGGAGGUGCUUGCCAUUGCUUGUAAAUGUCUUGACCAAGAUCCAAGGCAGAGACCCUCUAUUGAAGUAGUUGUUUCAGGGCUUGAUAGUGUAAGAUUUGAUGGCUCUCUCAACAAUGAUCUUUAGUUUUUGCAUUUAUGCCUAGAUAUUUGGGUUUUUGUUGUUGUAUCAUUGACAAAAUAUAGUUUGUAAAGCAAGUUUGUUGUAUGACGGUGGAAUGUUCUUGAUACGGCUAUUGCCUUGUUUGGUUUUUAGUCAUAUAGUA